Molecule: messenger RNA, 2538 nt
Organism: Cydia pomonella (codling moth)
Lineage: Eukaryota; Metazoa; Arthropoda; Insecta; Lepidoptera; Tortricidae
Exons: 5
Coding region: 611-1315 (234 amino acids)
Source: RefSeq, a predicted model, not a curated record
AUUCGAAUAGUCGGCUGUCAGCAUAUUUCAGCUUGACUCCUCGUCGCUGGGUAGAGAUAUAGGCUUGAUCUGCAUUUUCUAUCGCACGUAUCACGGGGAGUGCUCCGAGGAACAGUUCGGAUUAAACCCUGCCGCUUCUGAUGGUUGGCAGACCUCAACUGUGCAUUUAUCCAAACACUUCCUGCCUCGCACAGCUAAACUGUGGAAUGAGCUAUAGCCUGCCGUAUUUCCCGACCUUUAAUCUUUCAAGGAAACGUACUCCCAUCUUAAAGGCCGGCAGCGGACUUGCAACCACUCUGAUGUUGGGGGUGUCUAUAGGCGACGGUAAUGGCUUACCAUCAGCAGAUUCGUAUACUUGUUUGCCUCCUAUAUCAUAAGAAAAUUUGCAAUAUUCUUGAGUCAGUACUUUAAAUUACUGUCCCGCUUUACACAGUGUCAUUGACCACCAGCAUCAUGAGUGGGACAGCAAUAUGUAUAAUUAUGCGCGUGCGAUAGAGAUAGAAACAGGUGGGUCAAUGUACAAAAUUCCUCGUGCUAAGCGUCCUUCCCUUAGUAAGUUUUCCUAAUUUCAGGGCCAAUACUAGUCUUCUAUACGGGCAAGUCCAACCCCAUGCUGGACACCGACCGGACAUACAAGCGACCCAGCCCCAGCAAGCGAGACACGCCGCCCGACACCAUCAUGUUAGUGACCGAUCAGGCGCUCAUCCGGCUCUCUGAAGUGGUACACCACGAAGGCCCAACGCGCACGCAUCUGAUUGAACCGCGCGUGUCCACGCGCAGGUUUGCGCGUCGGCGCGCGUCGACGCGCGUAUUUUAUGAUGGCGAUUUUGAACUGGAUUUCAACUUCGAGUACCUGCGGGAUGGCUGGCUGCUAGACAGCGUCGUCCUACUAGAAGACGGCGAGGAGGUCGGACGGACGACCAUGGGCGUCGGCGCGCCGUACGACUGGUCCUACUUCUGUAGUGAACCCCUUAUCAUAGGCAACUCGAGGGAUAAGAGCUACGUCACCAUAGCCAAGUAUCAGGUGGAACCUCUUCAAGUCAACUCGAGCAACCUCAGGUUCGAUGAAGAAGCCGUGGGUGGUGGUGACGCUGGUGGUGGUGAUGCUGACGGUGGUGGAUCAGAUAAGAAGACCUUUACUAACACUCAGAGCUGCGGCACCAAUUUCAACUGCCACAUCCUAGCCGGUCUGUUCGUGGCGUUUAUGGUCAUCACCAUAACGUUCUGCGGCAUCGCCGUACUGUUCGACUGCAAAAGCAACGAUCGCAUGGACGACCCUCAUCAGAAGCCUCUAGUUAUAGUGGCUCAGCUGUAGUGCCACAUGACGCACAUGUGCGUCACAGGCAUCAACUUCAACUGCGACACACAUUAUGGUCAUCACCAUAACGUUUUGUGGCAUCUCCGUAGUGUACAACUGCAAAAGCAACGACCGCAUGGACGACCCCAACCAGAAACCUCUUGUGAUAGUAGCUCAGCUCUUGCCGCGCUAACGAAAACCGUUGCGUAGCUGUAGAGCCACAUGACGCACAUGUGCGUCACAGCACUUUAUAACUGCACCAGCAAGAACGCAUGGACGGCCCCCUUAACCAGAAGCCUAUCGUUAUCGUAGCUCAGCUCUAGCCGCGUAGUUGUAGUGCCACAUGACGCACAUGAGUGUCACUUUGAUGAAUGACUGCGCAAAACAAUGAUCAUUUACAGUAUUUUAUUUUCAAUAACUUAUGCGUAUAUUGUUAGGAUUAUUUUAGGUAAAAUAAAAUUAACAAUUGUAACUACGUAGUUAGUUUGCUUUAUAAUAAAAUUAUUUAAAAUAACAUGCUAUUUACUAUCCACGCUGACCACAUUUUUAAUAUUUAUUGUUAAUGUAUUUAAGGUAAGUCAUACAUUGAUUAAGAUGUGUAAAAUCUAAAACAAAUUCGUGCUUCGAAUUUGACAGGUAAACGAGAUGGCGCUAUACAGCUCCAUACAUUUAGCGGUAACUCUGAAAUUAAACUUUCAUGGGACAUAUUCUAAAAUAUUUAGAUACCACGGUUACACUCAUUUGAAUUUCUCGUCGCUAUUGGCAACAUGUUUCGAACCCAUCGGGGGUCCUUCGUGAGGCUUGAGUGCUCGUGUCGGCUGCACGCCAUGGCUCCGUGCACUGCGCGCCGCCCGCUUCACCGCGCGGGGCAGUCCGCAGACGGAGUUGCCUCGAGCUCGCACAUCUCGCACUCAGUGAGAGUGAGAGAGGUAUACGAAUUUGCGGCGCCUUAAUCGUUCUUAUGGAUGUGGUCAAAUCAUGGGUUCAAAGUGUUCAAACCUCGCCAAUGUCGUAUUAUAGAACAGAGGGUACAUUUAUUCGAUAGCGUGACGUGACGUACGCGUUUGCGUUAAGUCUCAUUUUGUAUGGGAUUUAGAAACAGCGCGCCAAGCGGAACGUUUUGGAAACUCAAAAUCCCAUACAAAAUGAAACUUCACGCAAACGCGUACGCCACGUCUCGCUAUCGAAAUGUACACUAGGGGUACAGAAAAACUUACUAAAACGUAAAAAGUUGACUAAGU